AACUGCUUUGCUCUUGUGUUUGUGUUUUUGUAUUAAUUUGCUUUAAAAAAUCAAUUUACUUUAUUUUGAACCCUAGAAAUAAUAUUUAAAACAUGUUAGUAUUAUAAAUAAACCCCUAAAUCAAUUAAAUUUAUACGCUCAGCCAGUCAGCAUCGAGUUGGAGCAGCGUUGAAGGUGGUGAUAGCAGAACAGGGUGACAAUGCUGGGAGGCAGCGUGCUAUGGUUCCGCCACGGGCUCCGGCUCCACGACAACCCGUCUCUUCACUCUGCGCUGGCGGAUAGGAGCCAGCCGUUCUUCCCCAUCUUCAUCUUCGACGGGGAGACUGCUGGAACGAAAGUGGUCGGUUACAACCGCAUGCGCUACUUACUGGAAGCGCUUGAUGACCUGGACAACCAGUUCCGGAAGUACGGGGGCAGGCUCAUCAUGCUCAAGGGGAAGCCUAACAUUGUGUUUAGGAGACUGUGGGAAGAGUUUGGUAUCCGCAAGCUGAGCUUCGAGCAAGACUGCGAGCCGGUGUGGCGCGAGCGCGACGACAGCGUGAAGACCGCGUGCCGCGAGAUCGGCGUGUCGUGCCACGAGCACGUUUCGCACACGCUGUGGGAACCCGACUCCGUCAUCCGGGCUAAUGGAGGCAUCCCGCCGCUGACUUACCAGAUGUUCCUGCAUACCGUAGCCACCAUCGGCGACCCCCCAAGGCCAGUGGAUGACGUGCAACUGUCAGGCGUCAAGUUCGGAAGCCUGCCGCUGUGCUUCUACGAAGAAUUCACUGUCUUUGACAAGGCCCCAAAGCCGGAAGACCUGGGGGUGUUCCUGGAGAAUGAAGACAUCCGUAUGAUCCGCUGGGUGGGCGGCGAGACGGCGGCCUUGAAGCAAAUGCAGCAGCGACUCAGUGUCGAGCACGAGACCUUCUGCAGGGGAUCAUAUUUGCCGACGCACGGAAACCCUGACCUUCUGGGCCCGCCGAUAUCUUUGAGCCCUGCCCUCCGUUUUGGAUGUCUCUCCGUGAGAAGGUUUUACUGGUCCGUGCAAGACCUAUUCCGUCAGGUGCACCAAGGGUCUCUGUCCUCCACUCAUUUUAUUACGGGCCAGUUGAUCUGGCGCGAAUACUUCUAUACGAUGAGCGUCAACAACCCGAACUACGGCCAAAUGGCUGGGAACCCCAUCUGUCUUGAUAUACCCUGGAAGACUCCUGAAGGCGAUGAGCUACAAAGAUGGAUCGAUGGCCGCACCGGCUUCCCGUUCGUGGACGCAGCGAUGCGACAGCUACGCACAGAAGGCUGGCUGCACCACGCCGUGCGCAACACUGUGGCGUCCUUCCUUACCAGAGGAACGCUGUGGCUGUCCUGGGAACACGGCUUGAACCACUUCUUGAAGUAUCUACUGGACGCUGAUUGGUCCGUCUGCGCCGGCAACUGGAUGUGGGUUUCCAGCAGCGCAUUCGAAGCGCUUUUGGAUUCAGGCGCGUGCGCCUGCCCCGUGCGCCUCGGGCAGCGCCUCGACCCUAGCGGCGAGUACGUGCGCCGCUACGUGCCCGAGCUGGCGCGCGUGCCCGGCGACUACAUAUACGAACCAUGGAAGGCGCCGAUCGAGGUGCAGGAGCGUGCUAACUGCAUCAUCGGCAGGGACUACCCCGCGCCCGUCGUUAACCACUUGGCAGCCGCGCAGAGAAAUCGGAACGCGAUGAAGACGCUACGGCGUUCCAUCUCGAAGCAGAUUCUGAAGGGCGACUGGUUGAAGGCAGUCGGGGAGUUGCGCGAAAUGCUGCAAAAGGCGCCUCCACACUGCUGCCCGUCGUCCGACGAUGAGAUCCGGCAGUUCAUGUGGCUAAGCGAGGAAGGCCAGGCCACCGCUACCGUGGGCUCCAAUUAAAUUGGCUGAGGGUAGCUGCCAAAUACUCAAACGGUAUUCGAUAGUAUUUUGGGUUGAGUUUUCUUGAGUAUUUUAAAUGUGUUUUAUUCAUUGAAUACGAAGCCAGUGCACGAAAAGAUAUAGGAAUUAUUUAUAUUUUCUAAGAUUCUUUAAAGCAUUUUUCCUUGAGCCAAAGUGAUUGAUGGGAUGUUUGAUUAGGCACAAAUUGGCUUGCUUUAUCGACAGCGCACAUUGGGCGACAAAACGCGGCGACAGACGCGGCCACAAAACGCAUGCGCGCAACAUUUAAUAUAGCUUAUCGUCGCGACAUAUCGCGGAGUCGCAACAUGUCGCGACAGUUGAACAGUCAAGGAAAGAAUAUGUACUUAUUCAAAAUUUUAUUAUAUUAUUCUGGGUUAUUUGUCAAGAAUCACAUAACGUUUAAGUAUUUGGCUGUGCUAAAGAGAGCUGUGUUUUAUUAUAACGGAACGUUAUAAAAGUAAGACUGAAUACGCGGGAUGAGUAGGAAAAUUGAUACUCAAUGUGUGGUUUAAAAACUUACGAAAAGGCCAUUAAAACGUAAUUCAUUCCAAAUUGGUAUUUACUGGAAGAUUCACCAUGGUUCUCUUGAUCAUGAUUGAUUUAUUGAUUUGGGCGUUUUAAAAAAACUGUGCCAAAAUUAUGAAUUUAAUUGCUGGUCAAAGUAAAAUUCGAUCUGAUUGAAAUUUUACCGUUAGUAAUAUUAUAAGUCAUUUAUUGAUUUUAUUUGUAGGAUGAUUUCUCUUAAUGAGGUUCAUUUAGUCUUAUUUUCUGUUUUAUUUGAUGUUACUGAAAAUGGGAUGUACAAAUGAUUUCCUAUUUCCACUUCCAAUGUGGUACUUUGGAUAUUCUAGGGUAGUGCAUAUUUUAUUGAUGUUGUUUGAAAUAAAUAUAUUUUUUUUGUUAUUCUUAGUUGUUAUCUGAAAAUAGGUUCCACCAAAUGUUUUGUUACUAAAUUUUAAUUAUUGACAAUAUUAUGAAAAAUAUUUGAAUUACCAUUUGAUUUUAUUGAAGUUCCUUUUAAGUAUUUUGUUUUAAUAUAAGGGCUGAUAUUUUUUAUUGUAGUGUUUUAUAAGCCUUUUUUUUA
Ostrinia nubilalis (European corn borer) is the source of this 2975-nucleotide messenger RNA. It is a transcript of the gene cry, whose product is annotated as cryptochrome-1. The coding region runs from base 200 to 1870 and encodes 556 amino acids. Gene Ontology annotation, cellular component: cytoplasm; nucleus. NCBI's taxonomy places the organism in Eukaryota, Metazoa, Arthropoda, Insecta, Lepidoptera, Crambidae. The record is from RefSeq and is a predicted model, not a curated record. Gene Ontology annotation, biological process: entrainment of circadian clock by photoperiod; circadian regulation of gene expression. Gene Ontology annotation, molecular function: FAD binding; DNA binding. The transcript is spliced from 14 exons.